AUGGCUGACAAUUCGCAAUUAUGGCCUCCAAAAUUUGAUGAAAAUCAAAUUAAAGAUCAUUCCGAUAUACCGGUUCAUCAUAAAACAGUUGAAGAAGUUAACAAGGACGUAUAUACAGCUCCAGGUAAUGUUUCAAACGUAUCUGCUCAAAAAAUAUCUGCUGAAAGAAAUUCAUCAAAUGAUGCUCCUAAUUCUCGAACUACUCAAUCACAACCAUUAACCAACGAAAGUGCCGUCAGUAAGGAAAGUGCUAAUCGACCAAAAUAA
Molecule: messenger RNA, 267 nt
Organism: Rotaria sp. Silwood1
Lineage: Eukaryota; Metazoa; Rotifera; Eurotatoria; Philodinida; Philodinidae
Source: the annotation of a GenBank genome assembly